CGCGAACGUCCCGGGGAGCCGAGCAGGAGCGAGCGCCGGGGCCGGGCGCGCAGGACUGAAAAGGAGGCGGCGGCCGCGGCUGUGAGCAACAGAUCCGGGCUCCGCGAGCAGACCCGCUCUGCUGUUGGGCGAUUUUUUUGUUUGUUUGUUUAAUUUCAAAGACAUUUAUUAAAUUAGAAAAUCUUGCAUUUUUAAAUGGCGCUGGCCCUGGGUCAGCGGGUGGUUUUCUCUGCUUCAAGAUGGGCUUUGCCGUUUCUGUCGUCGGCACCAGUGGUGGCCUGAUUGUCAGUCUUCUCCGGGCAUUUUUAAGGCCAGGAGCUGAGCGCUGCAUGUAGGCGCCCUACAGAGCGGUUUGGCUUUUAAAAUUAUUUUUCUUAUUUUGGGCAGAGAACAGUCGAUUCUCGGGCAUUUCGUCCUCUUUGGAGAAGAGGCUGCGAGUCGGCGGCGGGUCGCUCGGAGGCUGAAAUUCCUCCCGGGGUGAGUGAUCCUCGGCCCCGCGCACAGUCCAGGCAGCCCCGAGUGUGUGUCCUGUCCCUGACGACGCCGGGAAAAUGGAGGCUGUGAUUGAGAAGGAAUGCAGCGCGCUCGGAGGCCUCUUCCAGACCAUCAUCAGCGACAUGAAGGGGAGCUAUCCAGUUUGGGAAGAUUUCAUAAACAAAGCCGGAAAGCUACAGUCCCAGCUUCGGACAACAGUAGUAGCAGCAGCUGCCUUCUUGGAUGCCUUUCAGAAAGUGGCUGACAUGGCCACCAACACACGUGGUGGUACCAGGGAGAUCGGCUCGGCCUUAACCAGGAUGUGCAUGAGGCAUCGGAGCAUAGAAGCCAAGCUGAGGCAGUUUUCCAGUGCUUUAAUCGAUUGUCUGAUAAACCCACUUCAAGAGCAGAUGGAAGAAUGGAAGAAAGUGGCCAACCAGCUGGAUAAAGACCACGCAAAAGAAUAUAAAAAAGCUCGCCAAGAGAUAAAAAAGAAGUCCUCAGAUACACUGAAACUGCAGAAGAAAGCAAAAAAAGUGGACGCUCUCGGGCGAGGUGACAUCCAGCCCCAGUUGGACAGUGCGCUCCAAGACGUCAACGAUAAGUAUCUCCUGUUGGAAGAAACAGAAAAGCAGGCAGUCCGGAAGGCUUUGAUCGAAGAACGUGGCCGGUUCUGCACCUUCAUCUCUAUGCUGCGGCCCGUGAUUGAAGAAGAAAUCUCAAUGCUAGGGGAAAUAACUCACCUGCAGACCAUAUCAGAAGAUCUGAAAAGCCUGACCAUGGACCCUCACAAACUGCCCUCCUCAAGUGAACAGGUGAUUUUGGACUUGAAAGGUUCUGAUUACAGUUGGUCGUACCAGACUCCACCCUCUUCCCCCAGCACCACCAUGUCCCGCAAAUCAAGUGUCUGCAGCAGCCUGAACAGUGUCAACAGCAGCGACUCGCGGUCCAGCGGCUCCCACGGCUCCCACUCGCACUCGCCCAGCUCCCACUACCGCUACCGCGGCUCCAGCCUGGCCCAGCAGGCGCCCGUGAGGCUGUCCAGCGUGUCCUCCCAUGACUCAGGGUUCAUCUCCCAGGACGCCUUCCAGUCAAAGUCGCCAUCCCCCAUGCCGCCGGAGGCCCCCAACCAGAACUCGUCCAGCUCGGCCUCCUCUGAAGCCUCGGAAACCUGCCAGUCAGUGAGCGAGUGCAGCUCGCCCACCUCGGUCAGCUCAGGCUCCACCAUGGGCGCCUGGGCGUCCACGGAGAAGUUGUCUAACGGGUUUUCUCACUAUAGUUUAUCAAGUGAGUCCCAUGUGGGGCCCGUAGGGGCGAGCCUUUUCCCUCAUUGCCUGCCCGCCUCCCGCCUGCUCCCUCGGGUCACCUCUGCCCACCUUCCAGACUACGCUCAUUAUUACACCAUUGGGCCCGGCAUGUUCCCGUCAUCUCAGAUCCCUAGCUGGAAGGACUGGGCCAAGCCAGGACCUUACGAUCAGCCACUGGUGAACACCCUUCAGCGCCGCAAAGACAAGCGAGAGCCAGACCCCAGCGGUGGAGGCCCCGUCGCAGUGGGAGGCGCGCCCACCGCCGCUGAGGAGGCUCAGAGGCCGCGGAGCAUGACCGUAUCGGCCGCCACCAGGCCUGGAGAGGAGAUGGAGGCUUGUGAGGAACUGGCCCUGGCCCUGUCUCGGGGCCUCCAGCUUGAUACCCAGAGGAGCAGCCGGGACUCGCUUCAGUGCUCCAGCGGCUACAGCACCCAGACCACCACUCCCUGCUGUUCCGAGGACACCAUCCCCUCCCAAGUUUCAGAUUACGAUUAUUUCUCUGUAAGCGGUGACCAGGAGGCAGAUCAGCAGGAGUUUGACAAAUCCUCCACCAUUCCGAGAAACAGUGACAUCAGCCAGUCCUACCGACGGAUGUUCCAAGCGAAGCGCCCAGCCUCAACUGCUGGCCUCCCCACCACCCUCGGACCUGCUAUGGUCACCCCAGGGGUUGCAACCAUCCGACGGACCCCUUCCACCAAGCCUUCUGUCCGCCGGGGGACCAUAGGAGCUGGUCCCAUCCCCAUCAAAACGCCCGUGAUCCCUGUCAAGACCCCCACCGUCCCAGACCUCCCUGGGGUGUUGCCAGCCCCUCCAGAUGGGCCCGAGGAGCGGGGUGAGCACAGCCCCGAGUCGCCGUCCGUGGGUGAGGGCCCCCAGGGUGGCACCAGCAUGCCCUCCUCAAUGUGGAGCGGCCAAGCCUCCGUCAACCCUCCUCUUCCAGGCCCGAAGCCGAGCAUCCCCGAGGAGCACAGACAAGCAAUUCCAGAAAGCGAGGCCGAAGACCAGGAACGGGAUCCCCCAAGUGCCAGUGCCUCCCCAGGCCAGAUUCCAGAGAGUGACCCUGCAGACCUGAGCCCAAGGGAUGCCCCGCAAGGAGAAGACAUGCUGAACGCCAUCCGCAGGGGCGUGAAACUGAAGAAGACCACGACAAACGACCGCUCAGCCCCGCGCUUCACUUAGGCUCUCUUAGGCUCACAAGAAAUGCUGCCAGUGGGGAACGAACUGUCUAAUUAAUAAGACCUAGUUUGUCUUGAUCCAUUCCAAUCUGUAAUCAAACAAAAGAUUUUGUAGGCAACUCAGAACACAGCUCUUUUGAAAGUACUCGACACCUUUAGAUAAGAAUUAAAAGCAACAUAUGUAACUGACAUAACCUUGAUCUUUUAAUUUGUAAAUAUUUUUUCUUUCUGCACAUUUUAAUCUUAAGUUUCCCUUUUGAUUUUUCUGAAGGUGCCAAAUUCCAUUUUUUACAAGUCUUUGUAAAAUUUUAAAUGCAUAAUAAGGGGGGGAGGUCGGGCAGGGGAACCACGAAGUAGUAAUUUCAGAAAAAAGGAUAACUAUACUUAGCUUUUUUUUUUUUCUUUUCUUUUCUUUCCUGCAAGCUUUUGUAGAUGCAUUGUAGUAGUCUGGCUUAGACACAAAUUCAAGUUAUUGUAAUGUACAAACAAAAUGGGUAAGGGGUAAAAAUCCUUAUUCAAGUAUACUACACUCGGGAUGAGAAAAGCGGGAGUCAGUUGAUGCGCAAUAUUAGGAGUGAGGGAACUCUGGAAAUGGUAGGCUGUGUUGGGACC
Messenger RNA from Balaenoptera ricei (Rice's whale), 3568 nucleotides. It is a transcript of the gene MTSS1, whose product is annotated as MTSS I-BAR domain containing 1. Lineage: Eukaryota; Metazoa; Chordata; Mammalia; Artiodactyla; Balaenopteridae. The record is from RefSeq and is a predicted model, not a curated record. Gene Ontology annotation, molecular function: phospholipid binding; actin binding. Bases 552 to 2960 code for a protein of 802 amino acids. The transcript has 16 exons. Gene Ontology annotation, biological process: adherens junction maintenance; positive regulation of actin filament bundle assembly; plasma membrane organization. Gene Ontology annotation, cellular component: cytoplasmic side of plasma membrane; actin cytoskeleton.